Messenger RNA from Aspergillus niger, 303 nucleotides. RefSeq lists its product as hypothetical. Lineage: Eukaryota; Fungi; Ascomycota; Eurotiomycetes; Eurotiales; Aspergillaceae. The coding region runs from base 1 to 303 and encodes 100 amino acids. The transcript has 3 exons. The record is from RefSeq and is a predicted model, not a curated record.
AUGGGGUCAGGCCAACUGCGAGCCCGCCCGAGCGUGCAGGAAACACUUCCAGAGCCAGUCAGAGUCAACGAUUCCGUUGUUCCGUGCCUUCCUCCCAUCAUCACUCCACAUUGUGGCAGCGCAGCGGCUGACCUUUUGGGAUCAACUAUGCUUAGUUUGGCGGACAAUUUGCCUUUCCAAAGAUUAUUUGGCCACUCGGUUGAAGCGGUUAGCGAUCAAGCAAGCCAGUGGGAUCGUGGAAUCCUCGAACACGGCCGUGCAGCCAACACCACCAUGAUCACACACUACAAAGUAGCUAUCUAG